Capronia coronata CBS 617.96 is the source of this 1416-nucleotide messenger RNA. RefSeq names its product glutamate-5-semialdehyde dehydrogenase. The coding region runs from base 1 to 1416 and encodes 471 amino acids. Gene Ontology annotation, molecular function: NADP binding; glutamate-5-semialdehyde dehydrogenase (NADP+) activity. The record is from RefSeq and is a predicted model, not a curated record. Lineage: Eukaryota; Fungi; Ascomycota; Eurotiomycetes; Chaetothyriales; Herpotrichiellaceae. The transcript has a single exon.
AUGUCCCUGACAGAAUCGACGCCCGAGGCCGCCGCCCGAGCGGCCUCGAUUGCAGCGCGGACUCUGGCCGUUCUGCCAGUGUCCGACCGCAAUGAAGCGCUCACAGCGAUGCACGACGCGCUGCUCGCCAACAAACAAGCCAUCUUAGCCGCCAACGCGCGAGACAUGACUCUGGCCACGCAGGCCUCGCAGUCCGGGCACCUCAGCCAGAGCGUGCUGAAACGGUUGGACCUGUCGCGCCCCGGAAAAUACGACGACAUGCUGUCCGGGAUUCUGGAUGUGCGCCGGCUCGACGACCCGAUCGGCAAAAUUGACUUACGCACGCGACUGGACGACGGGCUGGAGCUGGAGCGGGUGUCGUGCCCGAUCGGCGUGCUGCUGAUCAUCUUCGAGGCGCGGCCGGAGGUGAUUGCCAACAUCGCCGCGCUGGCCAUCAAGUCCGGCAACGCGGCGAUCUUGAAAGGCGGGAAGGAAAGUUCGAACUCAUUCGAGACCAUUGCGACCGUCAUCGGCACCGCGCUUGAGGCUACAAAGGUCCCCAACGCCGCCGUCCAGCUCGUCAAGACGAGAGACGUUAUCGACCAGCUGCUCGGCCUGGACCGCUAUAUCGACCUCGUCAUCCCCCGUGGCGGGAACGAGCUGGUCCGCUAUGUCAAGGACCACACCAAGAUCCCGGUUCUCGGCCACGCGGACGGCCUGUGCAGUGUCUACCUGCAUCGCGACGCCGAUAGGGAUGUCGCUGUGAAAGUCGUUGUUGAUGCCAAAUGCGAUUACCCGGCGGCAUGCAACGCCGCGGAGACGUUGCUGGUGCAUGAGGAUGUCUUGAGGACGGUGUUGCCUGCUGUAGCGGAGGCUUUGUUGGCCAAGGGAGUUUCAUUGCGCUGUGAUGAGAAGAGUAAAGCCGCUCUUAAGGAGUCGUUGGCUCCCUCGUCCGCGGUACUCGUGCAGGAUGCCACCGAGGAGGACUUCAACACCGAGUUUCUGGAUCUUGUUAUGGCCGUCAAGACUGUCCCGGGGUAUCCCUCUGCCUCUCAGUCCACGACCAACGGCGAUUCGGGAUCGGUCAGCGGAGACGACACGUCACUCGAGCUGGCCAUUGCGCAUAUCAAUACCCAUGGCUCCAAGCACACCGAUUGCAUCGUCACCGCUUCCUCCGCGGCCGCUGAAAAGUUCAUGUCUGCCGUCGACUCGGCUGGCGUGUAUUGGAACGCCUCGACUCGCUUUGCAGACGGGAUGCGGUACGGAUUCGGUACCGAAGUCGGCAUCAGUACCAACAAGAUCCAUUCUAGGGGGCCUGUAGGCCUUGAAGGGCUUACAAUCUACAAGUACAAGCUCAGAGGGCACGGACAGACAGCCGCCGAGUAUGGUGAGGGGAAGGGCAAACGGAGAUACAAACACGAGAAGCUUGCUCCUUGA